Messenger RNA from Lactuca virosa, 1187 nucleotides. NCBI's taxonomy places the organism in Eukaryota, Viridiplantae, Streptophyta, Magnoliopsida, Asterales, Asteraceae. The record is from the annotation of a GenBank genome assembly.
ACCCGGAUCCAGAUACCCGCCAUAUGUUUUUGAAGACCAGAAGCCAGAAGCUGUCUAAACCCUGAGGCAAAAAUCUAACUAUUCAUAUCAACCAAAACCUAACAUUCAAGAACUUUUCUACAAUUCGUACGUUAAUCUUGUCAUGAGGACCACAUCGGUGUCGGAGCUCAACGAUGGAAUCAUCCGCAGUAUGUCUAUUGGGGCACUGUUUUCAGAUUUCGUUGGAAAGAUAAAUGCACUUGAUUUUCAUCGCACUGCGGAUCUUUUGGUAACAACAGGUGAAGAUGAUUCUGUUCGGCUAUAUGACAUAGCAAAUGGCAAGUUACUAAAAACCACACAUCAUAAGAAACAUGGUGCUGAUCGUAUAUGUUUUACACACCACCCUAGUUCUGUCAUAUGCUCUUCAACACGAAAUUUGGAUUCAGGUGCAGAGUCCCUGCGUUAUCUAUCCAUGUAUGACAACCGAUGCCUUCGUUACUUCAAGGGCCAUAAAGAAAGGGUUGUCUCCCUCUGUACAUCUCCAGUUGAUGACAGUUUCAUGUCAGGUUCUCUUGAUCACACUGUCAGAAUAUGGGAUCUUCGUGUGAAUGCCUGCCAGGGAAUUUUACGCCUAAGAGGUAGGCCUACAGUUGCAUAUGAUCAACAAGGCCUUGUUUUUGCAGUAUCAAUGGAAGGAGGUGCUAUCAAAUUAUUUGAUUCACGUUCAUAUGAUAAGGGCCCAUUUGACACGUUCUUGGUGGGAGGUGACAUGGCAGAGAUUUGGGAUAUAAAGUUUAGUAAUGAUGGUAAAUCAAUGCUUUUGACUACCAAAAGUAACAACAUAUAUGUUCUAGAUGCAUAUAAUGGAGAGAAGAGAUGUGGAUUUAGUGUGGAUGCUUCUUCAAACACAACAAUCGAGUCCACAUUUACACCUGAUGGCCAAUAUGUGAUUUCAGGCUCUGGAGAUGGGACGUUGAAUGCUUGGAGCAUUCCCACCAGGAGUAAGGUGGCGAAUUGGGACAGCCAGAUAGGUGUUGCAUCAUGCUUGAAAUGGGCACCUCGUAGGGUGAUGUUUGCUGCUGCUUCUGUGGGGGUUCUCACUUUCUGGAUACCAAACGAUACAAUUUAGGAUAAAUUUUGAACAAUUAUUUAUUUUCUUUUUUUUGGGGGCAUUUUCGACCCUUUUUUUUUUCUCCCCUGAUCCUUGU